Molecule: messenger RNA, 3177 nt
Organism: Synchytrium microbalum
Lineage: Eukaryota; Fungi; Chytridiomycota; Chytridiomycetes; Synchytriales; Synchytriaceae
Exons: 4
Coding region: 1-3177 (1058 amino acids)
Biological process (GO): regulation of DNA-templated transcription; phosphorelay signal transduction system
Molecular function (GO): DNA-binding transcription factor activity; sequence-specific DNA binding
Source: RefSeq, a predicted model, not a curated record
AUGCACCUGCCACCUACCAAUUACGCAGGACAACAGCCAAGCUACCACAACGGAAUGACUUCUAUAUACUCGACCAGAUCACAUAGCAUGCCCUCGCCAAACGACCUCAGGCCAAUCCAAACUAUGCAUACUAGCAAUACCCCCAUGAUAACUGCUCUACAACAGCCACAGCACUUAAACCAGUCUCAUCCAUCGCAAUCUCAAAGUAACUUUAUCCUGCCUCCCAUCCCAAACACUAUGCCCCCAUGGCAGCCAAACGGUACUAGGUAUUUCGGUAGUGCUCAACCACGACAAGAGUCCAAUAGUACUACUACGCCACCAAAGAAUCACGAGGGUGGUAAUACUCAUGAUUCCGCACCACCGUCUCCUCCUACUCUGCAUGAACGUAGAAAUUAUCCAUCGUCAAAACAUGGAGCGACAAAGCCAAUGUCUUCUCAGCAGGUUCUGGAUCAGUUGACUAGUAUAAACACGCCGGAUUUCGUGCGGAAACUCUUUAGGAUGCUGGAAGAACCAGGAGACUCGAAUACAGUAGCGUGGGCUUCAGCAGGCGAUGCAUUCGUAGUAAAAAACCCUACAGAAUUCGCUCGUAUAGUACUACCACGGCAUUUCAAACACAACAACUUUGCCAGUUUCGUACGCCAGCUCAACAAGUAUGGUUUCCAUAAAGUCAAACUGUCGGAAGAGAGCAAAGCAUUCGGUGAACAGGCUUGGGAGUUCCAGCACCCUGCCUUCCAUCGUGAACAUUUAGAGUUGCUCGAAGGUAUCAAGAGAAAGACAAGUGCUCCUCGUACUGUUAAAGCUGGAAACAUGUCCGAUGAUAUGACGAUGGACAGAAAUAGCAGUAGGCAGGACGACGGUGGUGCUACAGGUAGCGGCAGCAUACAGAACGAUAGUCCUCGACCUGGUACUCCUUUAUCUGGCAAACAACCCAGUUCUAUGCAGGCAUCGACACCACCGCCCGCACCACCACAACAACAGUAUAGCAUACCACCGCCCAAAGAUAGUCGUAGUGGGCCACUGCAACCACCAGUGUAUAUGCAUUCACAUAUGAUGAGACCUCAUCUGCCACAGCCAAUACCAACCAGUAGUACUAGUAAUAAUAGUAGUGUUACAUCACAGCCUCUUCCACCACCAUUAUAUACACCAGUUGGAUUACAGCUUCAGCAACCUACCGGUCCGUCUCCAUCACCAGUCUUACAACAGCAACUGCCGAUACUAGCACAUAAUGGAUACCAUAGCUAUUAUAUUCAACAGCCACUACCACAGAUGCAGCCUGUAGCGCCACCGAUACUGCAAUCGCAUGUGCAGCAGUCAUCUCAACAGCUCUCACCACCAAAUUCUCAUGACGGUGAUGUCAAGAAUCCAUCACCACAAAUGCAGCAGCAGCCAGUAAUGCUUCCACGUCCAUCCCAAGAAGCCGUAAUAUCAGACCUGAAAAUACAGCUGGAUCGUGUUACGCGGCUACAAUCUGAUAUGGCUACAUAUCUAAACCAAAUGGGACGCAACUGUGCUUCUAUAUCAGACGAGGUCGUAAGGCUGCGACAAACUGUCGCGUCUCAGGAUGCCACCAUACAGGAACUGCUCAAACACAAUGGUGGCAUUGGUGGUGGUGGUAGUAGUUCAUCGCCACAUAUGUCAUCACCACAUAUGGGGACUCAGGACGUAGGCAAUUGGAGAGCUGCGACUAGUAGUAGUGCUGGUGGUAGCGGCCACCGUGGUAACCAGGUCAAUGGCAACGCUGUAGGACCAAGUGCGCCAGGAACACCAGUCUUAUCACCUAAAUCAACCGGCCAGACGGUCCCUACUCCUGUCGCUGGCUCCACUAACGGCAAUCCCAUGGCUACCUCAUCUCAACAACCAUACAACCAACCCCAAAUGUACCAGGAACCAUACACAGCAACACCAUACUGGAAUGCUAAAUCCACCUCUGUGUCCGUAUCACCCAACGUGAAAACAGCUCAGCAGGCCACACCCAGUUUACUUCAACAACCACAACCACAGCCAGGCGCAUACCCGAGCUUUAUCCCACCAGACAUGCAGGAAGAUAACGAGGAUAUGGCUCCGACUUCCUCGUCGUCUAAUCAUGCCAUAGCGCUACGGCCCCGCUCGCCGAGCCCAAGUGUGUCGGAGAUUAUGAGAGAGUUUAUACUCAGUCCUGCUCAUAAGGCAGAUGAGGAUAGUGAUGAUGAGGAUGGUGAUGGGACGUUGGUGGUUAGUAAGGAGAGUUUGAGGCAGCAGCAGCGCAAGAAUGAAUGGAAGAAAAUGCUCUCAGUCCUCCUCGUCGAAGACGACAAAAUCAUGCGCGAACUCUACGCAAAACAACUCUCCAUGGCUGGAUACACAUUCGACGUUGCUGUCGACGGCCUCAACGCUGUCGAAAUCAUGACUUCAAACACAUCAAGGGGACUGAAAAAGAAGAAAUACGAUAUCGUGCUUAUGGAUAUCAUUAUGCCGCGUCUUGACGGUGUGGGAGCGACUACCCAGAUCCGACAGUUUGAUCCAUGGACGCCCAUUAUAUCCAUGACGAGCAGCACGACGGAUAAUGAUGUGAUUCGGUACUUUUCGCAUGGCAUGAAUGAUGUGCUGCCAAAGCCCUUUACGAGGGAUAUGCUGAGUCAGAUGAUUGAUAAAUGGGCAUCAUCCAACAUUGGCUCCACAAUCCUGAUGCAGCCCUCCUCAGCCGGCAAUCUCGGCACGCGGAUUGAAGAACUAGACGAAACCGACGAACUCGAUAAUCCGUCACCAUCAUCACAACAAUCAAAGACCGAGAAAUCCGUCGUAGCGUCAUCAUCACCAUCGAACAAACGAACCAUCAUCCUGCCCGAUCUAAUGAUGAACUACCUCCCAACCAGCACCAGUAGCUCAUCCGUACUCCCACGCCACCUACAAGCAACCCCCGACACAACACCCACAUUUGGCUCGUCGUUGCCGGGCGAUAUACUGGAUCGGGAUGUAGAUGGGUGGAAUAGUUUCCAGCCGGUUGUUACGAGUGUAGUGGCUGAGAAGGGGAAGGGCGGGUAUGGUGGUCUGCCGAGUCCUGAGACGUUUAUGAGCGAUGAGGGGGAUAGUGAUGAUGGUGUCGAGGGGAAGAGGAAGAGGAGGGAGGAUGUGGCGGUUGUAGAGAAGGAGGAGCGAGGUGGUGGGGUGAGGAGGGGGAAGAGGCUGAGAGCUGGGUAG